ACGUUACCUGCCAGACGGAAGAAUCAGCCAUUUCGAGCGAGUUGUGCGCAGUCUUGUAUUUGUAACAUUAAGUGGACGUAUAGCAUUUUCUACGUCGUACAAAUCUUACAGAUUACCACGGUUAAAUCUUAGUAAAUUUAAAAUGGUCUCAGCCAUUGUUUAGCCGUUUUUUAGUAAUUGUUGCUAUCAAUCUGGCUGGGUGCGGUUGAGAAACGACAACACGGCAGAUUUAUAUGGAUAUUUCUAGCUACUUCAUUGAUCUUCAUCUUUUUUAAGAUCCAGAAAUUAUACAACUCUUCAAUCAACAUGGGCAUCGCGAAUUUGAUGUUUCUUCUUAUAUUAUUUGUGAACGGUGUGUUUGGUGUUGACACCGAUGCAGUGAAGACACUCGAAUUGAUGGAAGGAGAGCCUGUCAUUCUAGACACUUGUAUUACCAAACUUCAGAAAGAUGAUGUUGUAGAGUGGAAGUUUGGAUCUAAUGUUAUAGCUACGAUCAAGGCAAAUAAUCCCUUAUUGUAUGACACUGCGGAUGCAAGAUUCACAGACAAACUACAAAUAAAUGAUCAAACUGGGGAUCUCACCAUCAGAAACACCAGAACCACACACUCUGGGCUUUAUGAAGUUAAGAUCACCAAUAUCACCCACACAACACACAGAAGAUUUAGUGUUACUGUCCUUGAUCCGAUUCCUACAAAAGUUUCAGUAACGGAGGGAGAUUCUGCCAUUUUAAAGCCUAAUAUUGGUGAUAUAGACAUGUAUGAUGUAAUAGAUUGGAAGUUUGAAGACAGAAGCACUCCCAUAGCUCAAAUCAACAAACAAAAUGGUAAAAACCCCUCAUAUGAUGAAACUGAUGAGCAAUUCAGAGACAGACUGCACCUGGAUCAGACCGGAUUUCUGACCAUCACAAACACCAAAACCACAGACUCUGGACUUUAUAAACUACAGGUCAUAGGAACAAACAUAGCGAUCAAACACAGGAAGUUUCGCGUUACGGUCAACGAAUCGGGUCUGUCCACAGGCAGUAUCUUUCUGAUAUGUGUGUGUGUUAUUGGAUUGAUCUUGGCGGUGGUUGGGUUUUUCAUUUGCAAAAGACGACGAUCACAACAAGGCCAGUAUUAACUUUGCAUGCAUGGCCAGUAAUAACCAAAGUGGAGAUAAAGGGAAUGAGGUACAGGAUCGAUUAAAAAGCAGUUCAGAGCCUCUGUAACAAAGAAGAUGUGGAUGAAUCAACCUGUGUGCUGAAUUGUGAUAGAAAAUAGAAAAAUAGAGAAUAUGCUUACAUAUCUUGUACAUUCGCUGGAACAGUUUGCACUACAUGCUGAUCAAUGAUCUUAUUACUUUAUAGUACACUUUUUUUUUAAAGUAUACACAAUGUCAUACCAUUUAUUUUAAAGUAUAUAUGAUAUUGUACCUAUUAUUGAUACAUAUAUAAUCAUGGUGGUUGGUGGGACUGUUGACUGCAGCUUUAAAGGUUUUAGGUGGAUAUACUUUAGAUCACCUUGCAUCAGCAGGUGUCUUUUUUAAUUACGUUUUCCUUAAUGACUUGAUUUAAUGCUCUUUUUUUCAUGGUUUAGAGGGGAUUAUGAAAGGAGAUUGUGUGAUUAAAUGCUUUCUUCAGAAGUGCAGAAGACUUUAAAAAUAUAAGGGAUGUGCCUGUUUUUGUGGUAAUAAUGACCUUUUUUGUUAUAGAAACAAUGUGCCUCAUUUUUUUGUUCUAUAAUUGAUUUUAAGACUUAUAUUUUACUGUUACUCUGAUACUAUGUUUACAUGGAGACAGACUGGUGAAUAGUGAUUUGGGUGUUAAAUGUUUGUUGCACUUUUUGUUUGAAAAAUUGAGAUUUGUAAGUAAUAUGAAUGCCAAUGUUAUUGCACUUAUUGUAAAUCCACUGAAUUAGCUAUUUGUUUUUUCUUUGUUUUUUCUUUUUAUGUUGCUGCUAGGCUGUAACUGAAAAUCACAGUGUCUUGAUGCCUUUUUUGUAUAUUAGGAAAGAUUUGGAAUAAUAAAGAAGGAAAAUAUA
Molecule: messenger RNA, 2018 nt
Organism: Labeo rohita (rohu)
Lineage: Eukaryota; Metazoa; Chordata; Actinopteri; Cypriniformes; Cyprinidae
Exons: 5
Coding region: 307-1119 (270 amino acids)
Source: RefSeq, a predicted model, not a curated record